UUUUAUUUUGUUUAGCAGUUUAAAUAACUCAUUUAUUUUUCUGCACUGUUUGGUAGAUUUAUUGGUUGCCGGUCUUUGUUUUUGAAAGCUCAGCUUCUGAUCUCAUUUAUAUCACAUUUUCAAUUCACAUUCAAUUCUUUCUCUUUCCCUCUCUCCUUUCCUGUCUCUUUGUGCAUUUGACUUUCAGUUUCCUUUUAUACAAGUUUAAAAAAAUUGGAUUUUUAUUAUCAAAAUGCCUGCUUUUGUAUUUUUAUUUUACACCCACAUAAAGUUCUAAACUUAAAAAUGGGUUUGGGGUUGGAUUUUGUUUGUAGCACCGACUGGGUUCAUUGAAAGCAUAUGAUUUUCCACAAAAGUUUCAAUCUUGGUGAGAUUUUGUUCACAAAAUAUGGGUUGGUUUCACCUUGAAAUCAAGGAAAACUCCAUUCUUUCUCCUUCAUUGCAACCAUAUUUUAUCCCUCAGCCACCACCACCACCAGCACCUCCACAAAAUGUUAAUGAUGGUUUCAGUUUGAACAAUAAGGUCAGUCCAAGUAUUUUGCUUAUCAUUAUAAUUCUUGCUAUCAUUUUCUUCGUUUCUGGUUUGCUUCAUCUUUUAGUUAGGUUUCUUUUGAGACCUCCCAGUAGAGAACCUGAAGAUUUAGAUAGUGUAACUGCUCUUCAAGGGCAAUUACAACAACUCUUUCACCUUCACGAUGCUGGAGUUGACCAGUCUUUUAUAGACACUUUGCCUGUGUUCUAUUACAAGUCCAUUAUUGGACUCAAGAACCCUUUUGAUUGUGCUGUUUGUUUGUGUGAAUUUGAGCCUGAAGAUAAGCUCAGAUUGUUGCCAAAAUGUAGCCAUGCCUUUCACAUGGAGUGUAUAGACACAUGGCUCUUGUCGCACUCCACUUGCCCUUUAUGUAGAGCUAGUUUGCUCCCUGAUUUCUCUUCAAACAAUAGUUGUUCUCCCAUUGUUCUUGUUCUUGAAUCUGGGGGUGAGAGCUCUAGAGAGAUUGUUGCCGAUAGAGAAAGUGCUAAUUUAGGCAGAACAAGUUCAGUUCUUAGAACAAAUUCCCAUCUUGGUUGUCGUGGAGACAGUGAAUUUGGGUCAUCCCAGAUUGAUUAUACUCAAAAAUCUUUUGAAAUUUUAUCAAAAGAAGAUGGAAAUGGAAUUCCCCCACCACCUGCAACAGUUGUUGUAGAUUCCGGGGAAAAAGUUGUGCCGGUUAAACUGGGAAAGUUCCGAAAUGUGGAUGUUGCUGAAACUAGUAGUACUAAUAAUAUUGAUGCUAGAAGGUGCUUUUCCAUGGGGUCUUUUGAGUAUGUAAUGGAUGAUAAUUCUUCAUUGCAAGUGCCAAUAAGAACCCCCAUGAAGAAACAGGCUAGCAAGAAGCCUUCUUUGCCGCUGACGCCCGGUCACAGGCCAGCUAUGUCUGAAUGUGAUUGUGAAUCGAGAAGGGAAUUCAGUGGCUUCGAUGCCUUUAAAAGCCUUGAAACUAAUUUUGGUGCUAGUAUUAGCGCUAGCAAGGGCAAUGCUGUUGGGAGGAGCAGAAAGGAUCGGGAUAGCUUCUCGAUAUCAAAAAUUUGGCUUCGAGGUAAGAAGGAGAAGCAGAAUUUGCCAGGGGAUUCAUCGAGGAGGGCUUUCUCAUUCCGGUUUCCAGUGACUAGAAAUGUUGCUGGUACUGCUGACGACGGGGAUGUGAAAUCGAAGAAUUCAAAUGCUGGUGCAAGGAGGACUGUUUCAGAGAUUGGCAUAGCUAGAUGGGAAAAUGGAGGAAGCGAAUUUGGGCGCAGCGACGUGGAAAAUCAAAGCUGUGGCAGUGUAGAUUUGCAGGCAAAGACACCAUCUUUUGCAAGGAGGACUCUACAUUGGCUGUUGGGAAGACAAAACAAGGUUGUUGAUUCACCCUUUACACCAAAUAUUUAGUUUCUUUACUUGUUUAUUUUCUUGGAUUCAUUUUCCAGGAAAAGUUGUGUUAUAAUUUCUUCAUUGUGCAAGGCAGAAUUGGAUGAUUGUAGAAGGAAAAGGAAAGAAAAAAAAAAGAAAGCUGAAUACAUAGUUGCAUUCUCACUUGAACAUGUUUGCCUUUGACAGCCUUAUUAGAUGCUCAAAAUCUGAUUGUUCUUUAUAAUUGUCUUCUUACUUUUGUCUUCUCCAUUCCAUGUUUGUUUUGCCUUUAAACAUCAAUC
Pistacia vera is the source of this 2172-nucleotide messenger RNA. RefSeq names its product RING-H2 finger protein ATL13. The transcript has a single exon. The record is from RefSeq and is a predicted model, not a curated record. Lineage: Eukaryota; Viridiplantae; Streptophyta; Magnoliopsida; Sapindales; Anacardiaceae. The coding region runs from base 389 to 1909 and encodes 506 amino acids.